AUGAAAAUAUUGUCGCCAGUUUGGAGCUUUUCUUUGGGUGUGUGAACAGUGGGCUAGUUGCCAAUAAAAACGACCUUUUCCUUGGUAAAAAUAUAUAAGAAACUCUGGGUAAAGAUUAGGCCGAUCUAGUCGUGAAUGCGAAAUGGAAAAGAGAAGUGAAGCGCCGAUAAAAAGCACAAAGUUUCGAAAGCUGAGCGAUGUGGACAUGACGGAGGUGCAGCUGAAUAGUUUGGAGGACCUCAGAUCCAAGGACAGUGUCGAAAAUGGAAGCUUCCAAGGGGAGGGACAUUCGGUACCUAAUUCCAAUAGUCCCGUCCAACACUCAAAGUGGUUCAGAUCGCGGCUGUUUAUCAUUUCUGUGGUUUUCUCGGCCCUCUUGAUGACAGCAAUGUGUAUUGGCUUUGUUGUGCACUACGGAAUGGCUGGCGAUGUGGGCGACAUGGAGGAGGUGUCCUACUGGCCCGUCAAUCUGCCCAAGGAACAGCAGGAGUGGUACGAUCAAGGAAUAGACGAGCUGAAAAAGGCCGUUUCCCGGGAAUUCAAUCGUCGUCGAGCGAAGAACGUCAUACUGUUUGUGGGCGACGGAAUGGGACCGAAUACGGUGACAGCAGCUCGAAUUUACGGAUUCAAGGAGGAGGGACUGCUCAGUUGGGAGCACUUUCCGGACAUGGGACUGCUGAAGACCUACUGUGCAGAUAAGCAAGUACCGGAUUCCUUUUCCACGGCUACGGCUCUCUUUGGCGGAGUCAAGGUCAACUACGAAACGGGCGGCGUGGAUGCGAAUGUUCCGCUGGGAAACUGCACCGCCUCGUUGAAGGAGGAUCACCAUGUCCAGACGAUCCUCAAGUGGGCCCAGGUGGACGGAAUGCGAACGGGAUUCGUGACCACCACCCGGGUUACUCACGCCACUCCGGCAGCCCUCUAUGCCCAUGUGCCGGAUCGUCGGUGGGAGUGUGAGACCGGAAUGAAAGACGAGGACCGGGAUCAGGGUUGUAUGGACAUAGCGCGUCAGCUGAUCGAACUACCCACGGGUCAGAAAAUUAACGUAAUCAUGGGUGGUGGUCGCCAGAUGCUGGUAUCCAAUGUCACCGACUCACCAGCCGAUCCCCUGGAUACUUGGGCCAGCAAGUCGGCGGAUGGCAGGGAUCUCAUCCAAGAUUGGAGGCGAAAGAAAGAAGCCGACGGUGUAUCCCAUGCCGUAAUCCAAAACAAUCGUGAGUUAUGGAAUCUCAAUGGUCAGGACAUUGACUAUCUACUGGGCAUAUUCGCCAAUGGACAUCUAAUGUACGAUCAUGAGCGGGAUCGAGGUGAAUCCGGCAUGCCAUCGUUGUCCAAUAUGACCCUCAAAGCGCUUGAAGUUCUGGGAAACAGUGAUAAAGGAUUUCUACUCGUGGUGGAAGCUGGCCUAAUCGAUCAGGCUCAUCAUCGGGGAACAGCUCGCAGGGCACUUAAUGAGGUUCUCGAGCUAAAUACCGCCGUGGAGUCCACUCUUUCCUUCCUGAAAUCAACGGAUCGCUUGGACGAAACUCUGGUUAUAGUAACCGCCGAUCAUUCGCAUAGUCUGACCAUUAAUGGUCACGCGGAACGAGGAUCCAGUAUACUGGGAUUUGCCGGUAAAUCAAAGACAGAACAAACGCCGUACACCACGCUGACUUAUGGCACCAGCUAUCAAGGAUUUCAGGUGGAUCCCGACACCCAGAAGCGUAGGGAUCCGACGGGGGACAAUAUUUCCGAUUGGGAAUACACCCAGCAGGCAGCCAUAAAUACAGAUGAAAAUCUACACGGUGGAUCGGAUGUCACCAUUCACGCAGAUGGGGCCAUGUCAUACCUAUUCCACGGAGUCCAUGAACAGAGCUAUGUGGCACAUGCCAUAUCCUACGCCCUAAGGAUCGGGCGGUUCCGGGAUAGCUCCAUUGCCGAAACUCUGGCUGAGCUGACGCCAAUAUAGCCAACCAAAACUCCACUUAUACUCAGAAAUAUUCAGAAUUAUAUAUAGGAAAAUUAAUCUUGCCAAAAACUAGACCACUAAUGGAUAUGGCUGGAAGUCCAACAGGAUUUUAGAUUAAGCAAUGGUCUGCCAAAUGCGACCAGUCUUGAAUACCUGAUUAAAACAAAUAGCUGUUGAUGCUAAAGAAUUUUAAGUAAUGAAUUUGUUAAAUGAAUUGUUAUAACAUUUAUUUUGUUUACCUAACCUGAUAAAGUCUAUUAUCUUACUUGAUUAAAAGUUCUUCUAUUUUAUAAUUUUAGGCCAUAAAACCCGUAAGAGAGUUCAUUAUCUCAAUGGCCAACACUAAGAUUGCUUUAGAAGCUAACAGAGCGUGAUCUUGAAGGCUUGUGUUUUUGAAAAAUAAAUAUACAUGGUGGUUAUUAAA
Messenger RNA from Drosophila rhopaloa, 2372 nucleotides. It is a transcript of the gene Alp12, whose product is annotated as alkaline phosphatase. Bases 143 to 1948 code for a protein of 601 amino acids. The transcript is spliced from 2 exons. Gene Ontology annotation, molecular function: alkaline phosphatase activity. Gene Ontology annotation, biological process: dephosphorylation. Lineage: Eukaryota; Metazoa; Arthropoda; Insecta; Diptera; Drosophilidae. The record is from RefSeq and is a predicted model, not a curated record.